UGGAGUGCUGGAGUCAUCACCUUGGCUCUCCCUGAAGACUGAGCAUACCCACCCUGCCAACCACAAAUCAGGAUUCUUUUUGGGACAGACUCAUCAGCAUGAAUAGGUGGCGCCCACUCAGGCUCUUGGACCUUGCAAACCAGAGCCUGCUGCAGGAUGAGGCCUUGGCCAUUGCAGCUCUGAAUUCACUGCCCACUGAACUCUUCCCACCCCUCUUCAUGGCAGCCGCCAGAGGGAGACACAGCAAGACACUGAAGGCAAUGGUGCAGGCCUGGCCCUUCACCCGGCUCCCCCUGGGGGCUCUGAUGAAGGCUCAGCAGCCUCACCGGGACAUCUUAAAGGCUGCGCUGGACGGGCUUGACGUCCUGCUUGCCCAGAAGUUUCACCCCAGGAGAUGGAAACUGAAAGUGCUGGAUUUACGGGCAAACGCUUAUACCGACUUCUGGAACAUAUGGUCUGGAACCCUGCCCACGACCUCUAAGGGAUCAUUAGAGGAGCUAAGGGCUAAGAGGAAAAAAGUGGACAAUUCGAGGAUGGGGGAGAAGCAGUCUUUGGCCCCCAUGGAGGUGCUCAUAGACCUGUGCCUCAAGGAGACCAACAUGGAUGAAUUUCUCACCUUCCUCAUUAGAAGGGUCAGGCAGAGAGAAGGUCUGCUAGCCCUUUGCUGUAGGAAGCUGAAGAUUGUUGCAAUGCCACUCCAAAAUAUUGAGAAGAUCCUGAAAACGGUGCAGCUGGACUAUGUCCAGGAGGUGGAAGUGAACUGCACGUGGGAACUGUCCACCCUGGCCAGGUUUGCUCCUCGCCUGGGCCAGAUGGUUAAUCUGACUGGACUCCGUCUCUCUCACAUCGUCAUGUCUUCUUUCGUUUCCUGGGCAGCAGAGGACGUGGAGAAGCUAGUUUCCCAAUUCACCUCUCAGUUACUCAGCCUGCACCAGCUCCAGGAUCUCUACCUGGGCUCUGUCUUCUUCCUCGAAGGCCGCCUGGACCAGGUGCUCAGGUGCCUAAAGACCCCCUUGGAGACACUCUUCAUAACAAAUUGCUUGCUUUUGGAGUCUGAUUUGACAUACCUGUCCUUAUGCCCGAGCACCAGUCACCUAAGGCACCUAAGUUUGAGUGAUGUCAACCUGGCAGGCUUAAGUCCUGAGUUCCUCCAGGUUUUGCUAUCGAGAGCCUCAGCCACCCUCCAUCACCUGGACUUACAUGGGUGUGGGAUCACAGACUCCCAGCUCACUGCCAUCCUGCCUGCCCUGGGCGACUGCUCUCAGCUCACCACCUUCACCUUCUGUGGAAACCCAGUCUCCAUGGUUGUCCUGGAGAACCUGCUUCGGCACACCCUCCCACUGAGCAAGUUCAGAAUUGGGCUUUUUCCUGUCCCUCUGGAGUGUUACAUGGGCAUCCAAGGUCCUCUCCACCUGGGGAAUCUUCAAGGGUAUCUGACCCAACUAAGGCUGAUAAAGCAGGAGUUAGGGAGGCCCAACUCAGUCUUGUUGUUCAGUGACAGUGUCUGUAGCUAUGAUGUGAUUAUCCUCCGUUUUUGUGAUCUGAUGUAAUUAUCCUCCAUUUUGCGAUAUGUUGUAAAUCCUAACCUCUGCCUGUGUUUAUAUGGGUA
Molecule: messenger RNA, 1609 nt
Organism: Loxodonta africana (African savanna elephant)
Lineage: Eukaryota; Metazoa; Chordata; Mammalia; Proboscidea; Elephantidae
Product: melanoma antigen preferentially expressed in tumors-like
Exons: 1
Coding region: 99-1550 (483 amino acids)
Biological process (GO): negative regulation of apoptotic process; positive regulation of cell population proliferation; negative regulation of DNA-templated transcription
Cellular component (GO): cytoplasm
Source: RefSeq, a predicted model, not a curated record